Athalia rosae (coleseed sawfly) is the source of this 6225-nucleotide messenger RNA. RefSeq names its product guanine nucleotide-binding protein G(s) subunit alpha (gene Galphas). The transcript is spliced from 11 exons. Gene Ontology annotation, molecular function: GTPase activity; G-protein beta/gamma-subunit complex binding; GTP binding. Gene Ontology annotation, biological process: adenylate cyclase-activating dopamine receptor signaling pathway; sensory perception of chemical stimulus. The coding region runs from base 2152 to 3297 and encodes 381 amino acids. Gene Ontology annotation, cellular component: heterotrimeric G-protein complex. Lineage: Eukaryota; Metazoa; Arthropoda; Insecta; Hymenoptera; Athaliidae. The record is from RefSeq and is a predicted model, not a curated record.
UCCAUUUACAUCCGUUCAAACGGUGUGCAAUGUUGCGAAACAUUGAUAAUCGUGCUAGUGUGAAAAUAGAAUCGAGUUUCGCCUUUAGGCUUUCGGGAUAGGCAGAGACCGGGAUCUGCCCUUACGCACACGGACACACAUGCGUACGAAUCCCCGUUAACGUAUAUCGCACUUGACUAACUCGGUCGCACACAUUAUACAUACAAUAUAUAUUAUAUAUAUAUAUGUAUAUAGGUGUACUACGUACCCUGUACGCCGAUAGAUAUCUGAAUACGAGUACGUACACGCGCCUACGCAACUCACACAUACUCGCGUACCCCGUUGAACCAAAAACAAUGUUAAUCGCCCUCGCUACUCCACCUUCGUGUGCAACCUGUAAUAAUAUUUGUCUCCUAUUGCUCAUUUCGGUUCCGUAAUCUGUAGCGCUGCAUUUUCCAUGAGAACUGUCCCGAUGAUUCGUUGCAACUGUAACACAACUAUCUAAUCACGAUUAGACCUCCCGUCUACUUUUGCAUCGGCGACAGUGGAACUCGCAUCGGUAGCAUAUUUUCAUCGUUCGUUCGGACUAUUCGACCGUUGGCCCAUUACAUACUUUUCCGUAUUUUAUGCCCUCGGGACGUACGGGCGAGCGCGUAAACUCUCUUACUCUGGAUGUUAGAAUCCCGUAUCGGCGCCAUGCACGGGGUGUCACACUCGCGCGUUAUAUUGAAAAACAAUGAGAGACGUACGAAUGUGAAACGCAACGUCAGGCCGGCGGUCUGCCCGAUCAAUGAUAGAUUGGAAUAGAAAGAAUCCGUAGGCCUUGAUUGCUAAAGUCCACAAUCAUCAUUACGCUUUGACAAUUAGAAGUGCAAUUGCGAAUCUACCUACGGGCCACGGGAGAUCGAAAUUCAAGCGUCACCGUGUCAGUAACACGUUGUCGCGUCGGCUUAAUCGGAACCUAUUCGUUGCUGCACGCCACAACAAAUUUGUGUGUAAAUUGAUAGUGAAUAUGUGUAUGCGGCAUAGACGUGUACGUGAAUCAUAGUGGCGCCACCUAUUUCGCGAGCCGCAACAUCUCACACGGACUUUCUUUCGUACGUAUACGCCGAGCGCAUUCAUACAUCGAAAGAAAUGCGUUUGUAUAUUCUUGGAGCGGAUAACAUUUUGUGCGACUUUUUUCUCCUUCGUCGUCUCCGCAGACCCUAUUCUACUCACACCUGCAGCUGGAAGCAGCGGCAGUGGUAGAGUGUCGUCCAGAGUAAAGUAACAUAGAGUGAAGUAGAGUGAGCUGAAGUAGACUAGAGUAAAGUGAAAUGAAGUCAAGUGUGAGUGUGCGCAAGUGCAUCAACGAGGUGAUUUUAUGCAACGUGGAGCGGGGUGGUUUUACUGGAGUUAUGGUUUUUGUGGAGCAGCAAGAGUGUGCAGUCGCUGAAGGGGAAAUAGUGAGUGAAGCAAAACUAAACCGAAAGCAGAAGAUUUAAACGCAGUGCACAAACGGAAUUCAUAUCAUCGCUGUACCGUUGAUUGAGACCACCUCCUGAAAUAAAUAGCUACAAGUUCGUUGAUACGAUACAAUUGGAAUACCGAUAUACACACGAUAAUCCGAUCAAAAUAUACCCCCAGAGAUUGAUACGAAGGAAACAAGUCACUUCUGUCUCAUAUUAUUACCGAACUAACGAACGCGUUAUUUUUUUUAUUUAAUUUGUUUUUUUUUCAGUUUCGUUCUUCCAAGUCUAUUUUUGUCGGUAUUGUUUCUCCGAUUCUUCCAUUCUCGAUUCAUUUUUUCUUUUUUUUUUCUUCUUUCGAUCUUGGUGAAAGAUGUGGUGACAACAUCUCGUACGACUUAACAAAAUUUGCGGGCACGCCUAAAUCUUGGAAGAAAAAACGCGUCACGCUGUUACCUGCAAUCGAACGAACAAAUGGACAAAUAAAUAAAUAAAUAAACAAAUAAAUAAAUAAAUAAAUAAAUAAAUAAAGAAAUAGAUAAAUAAAUAUACUUACACAUAUGUGCGCCCAUAUGUAUGCGCGUGUGCUUGGUGAACGUAUAAAACAUCAGUGAUAUUACAUAAUAGUAAUAGUUGAUAAUAAAAAGUUGGAAAAGAAGAGUGAGAGAACGAUUAAAAACGGGAAUCUAUACGAGCGCCAGAGUGUGGGAGUGUAUAGUGUGACAUGGGGUGCUUCGGCAGCCAGAGCUCCAAGGCCAGUCAGGAUGACAGUAAAAAUCAAAAGAGGCGUUCGGAUGCGAUCACCAGGCAGUUGCAAAAGGACAAACAGGUGUACAGGGCUACUCACAGGCUACUGUUGCUCGGUGCGGGAGAGUCUGGAAAAAGUACCAUCGUUAAACAGAUGAGGAUAUUGCACGUGAAUGGCUUCAGCGAAGCGGAGAAGCGGCAGAAAAUCGAGGACAUCAAAAAGAACAUCAGGGACGCGAUCCUGACGAUAACGACCGCGAUGAACACCUUGACGCCACCGGUCGCCCUCGAGGAUCCGGCAAACCAGAGCAGAGUCGACUACGUCCUGGACGUCUCCUCUUCCACGGAUUUCGACUAUCCCUCGGAGUUCUACGAGAUCGUGGAGACGCUUUGGAAGGACAGAGGAGUUCAGCAGAGCUUUGAGCGAAGCAACGAGUAUCAGCUCAUCGACUGCGCCAAGUACUUCCUAGACAAAGUAGCGAUAGUGAAACAACCCGACUACACGCCUACCGAACAGGAUAUCUUGAGGUGUCGAGUCCUCACCUCCGGCAUCUUUGAGACGCGGUUUCAAGUCGACAAAGUCAACUUUCACAUGUUCGACGUCGGUGGGCAGCGCGACGAAAGGAGAAAAUGGAUACAGUGCUUUAACGACGUUACAGCCAUAAUAUUCGUAACGGCCUGUAGUAGUUACAACAUGGUGCUCAGAGAGGAUCCGACAAAACUCAGACUCCGAGAAAGUCUCGACCUCUUCAAGAGUAUUUGGAAUAACCGAUGGCUCCGCACGAUAUCCGUCAUCUUGUUCCUGAAUAAGCAGGACCUUCUCGCGGAGAAGAUCAAAGCUGGCAAACACAAGCUCGAGGAUUACUUCCCGGAAUUCUCGAGAUACCAGACGCCCGUUGAACCAGGCGUCGUUGUGGAUCCGUCGGAACCACCCGACGUCAUCAGGGCGAAAUACUUCAUCAGAGACGAGUUCCUGCGCAUAAGCACGGCGAGUGGGGACGGAAAGCAUUAUUGUUAUCCACACUUCACAUGCGCCGUUGACACGGAAAAUAUAAAGAGAGUGUUCAACGACUGCCGCGACAUAAUCCAGCGAAUGCACCUGCGCCAAUACGAGCUGUUGUGACUUGGUUCCUGCAGCCAUAGUUUGCUUCGUCCGCUUCGUCAGGGAGCCCAACAACGCCGUCAUUACACGACGUCGACAAGGAAUAAUAAACGAUCGUCGAUAUCGAUAUGCCAAGUAAAAUUUCGGAGUCGUGCCGUGCGUUGAUCAGAGCCUCGACGUAGGCCUGGUACGAGUACCGUGCAACGUCACCCAUUCUUUGGCCCUGAGUCUCGUUCCUCCGCAGGCCAUCAAGGGUAGUGAGAAGAGAAUAAGUCUGCGAGCGAGGACGAGGGCGAGAGCGAGGAUAAGGAUUAAAGCAACCACCCGUGAAAUUUGGGCCAGAAUUUUUUCAAACUCUGCCCUCCACUCUCCCUCUCCCUUUUCUUUACCUUCACCUUCUCCCUUACUCCCCUCCCCCUCCCCCUCCUCCCAUCCCAAAAUCUAAUUGGUAACGGAGCUGUUUGUAUCAAUUUUCGUUCAAUCAAGUUGGCGAAUAACGAACGUGUGCGAUCUUCUACCUCGUGGGGAAAGGUGAUCGUGGGAUCGAGUGAGUCGAGAAGAGAAAGACGUUUUAACACCCUUGGGGAUGAUCAAACAUUCAUACCUAUAACUACUCGGAGGUAAAAAUUUUCAUCGACGCUUCAUUCGCGACGGCUGGAUGUGGAAAAUAGUGUGAACUUGAAAACACUAUCCGAGAUUCGUGCGUGUGAAAUAAUCGAGGUUUGGUGAAUUCCAGCCCGUUCACAGAAUCAUGUGUCUGAUUGAAAAACGAAACCAAGAGAACAGAAAACGGAUUGGAAAUAAUUACGUCGGAUCUACGUUACGUAUUCAAUUUCAACAACGAAUCGAGUACUCGAUCCCAAUCGCAGUCUUCUCAUCCUCUCCACAGGUGACCUCUCCAUCCAGUCCCUGAUGAACGCAUUACGUAUUUGGGUGGAAUUUCCUCCUCUCGUUGUCGAGACGGGGCGUCGAUUUGGUACGGAUGGUAAUUAUCCGCAUUUCGCAUGCCCAGUAUCUAGUAACUCAUUAACCAAAGAAAAGGAGCAGCGAUUCGCGCGAGGUGUCGCAUCCGUUCUUUUACUUGCGCGUCAAGUUCAAUCCCUCACGCACGCUGUCUCUUUUCGAGGAGUUGCCAACGAAGCAGAAACCGUACAACGGAAGACCGAGCGGGUUGUUAUUUUCUAAGAACUUAUUCAACAACGUUAGCAGACACUCAUUAUCUGGGAUGAAACGGCGAGAGAAGAGCUUUUUAGGACACAGAACGGAUGUAAUAAAUUAUCGACCUGAUAUAAAAAGCCAAUGUUGACACGGCGUGGAUCCUAACUCAUCUUGUGUAUACCUAUACACAAAUCAAUCAAUCUGUACGUAUACAAAACGACCGGUGCUGCAAGUACACAAGGUUGUCAGGGCAACGCCAUAACAUCGAAUGAGAGGAAAAUUCGUGAUAAUUUGAAAUCUUUACUUCAAAUUGAGCAUCCGUUCGAUCGAUCACGGUCCCCAAAUAAUUAUCCCGUAGCCAGUAGCCGUCGAACACUCGAGACCUUGAGGUACCGAUUACUGUUUGAGCGACCGCGAGAAGAGGUGUCCACCCACCUACGAUGUGUACGAGUGGAUACGUAGCGAGUAUAACGUAUCCGCGGCGACAGGAAUAGAACCGUGCCAUCGGAUGAUUUACUGGUCAAGGCGUGGAAGGGCCCGCAGUACCAUCCUUGCACUUUCCGCAAUAAAUAUUGGCGUCAACGCGCGCUACCGUAUUUGUAUUUUUGGAUCAUCUUCCUUCAUUCGUUGUAUUUUACAAUAUCUUAAGAAAAUUACCAAACUCGCGAGAUUCGAGUGAAAAUUUUUAUUGAUCUGAAUCGCGACGCGUAAGUGUAGAUACGGAUAUAUCGACGAAACGCACAUAAGGUAUACCAUGUGUUACACGGGAGAGGCCGGGGCAAGACGAUGUCCCCGAAAAAACUACAAUACGAUCCUAUAUCACCGCAAUUGGAUCGAAACCUUAACGUCGAUCUAAGAAAUAUUUUCUCUGUGAUCAAAUUUUUCCAUUCUGACCGAAUUUCUUAGGUGAUCUUCUUGGUCCGGUCUCCCCUUCGUAUGGAGAAACAAAAAUUUGUUAAAAUCCAACACUCAAUUUCUGUAGCACGCCUCGCGUUACACAUCGCGGAUAUAUCAUUGGCGAGGGGCUAAUGAGUUUCGAAGCAUUGGAAAAUAAAAUCUUCUCGAAAUUCUGAAUACGAACUAUUACCGAGGGAUAUGUGUUAUUUCAUUUGAGCCUCGAACGUUAUUCUGAAAAUCAGAUCGAGGUAAACGAAACCGUAUGACUUUUUGAUCGUAUAUUUUAUAAGUUUUUCGAUACCCGGAAAUUAAACUAUGGCAGAGUUUCGAGAAGAUUAUUUUUCGCCAGUCUCGGGCUUGACAUCCCCUGGAUACAAGUGUACGCGUGUACUAGCCAACCAUUUAGUUACCUACCCCAUAUACAUAUACUAUAAUCAAUAAAUAUCUGUCCAAUUCCGAAUCUCAUUUGAACCACUGACCUGACCUACGUACGAGUCUCAAUUUCUUCGCCCCGACGCGACCCAACGCAAACACGCAUGCACACAAACAUACACACAAACACACACACACACACACGCAAACUCGAUUCCCAACUCAAGGCACACACAAAAAUGAUGAAUCAACUAACGAUAAAUGAAUGAUCUAGAAACUAUUUACCGGGAGGGAGUAUUUUAUCAAAUUUUACAGUAUUUUCAACUUCAUAUUAAUUACCUAAUUAUAUGUAUGAAAAGAUCAUGUAUAGAAAUAUACAGGGUGUCCGUGAAUUAACAACUAUAUAUAUUUCAUUAAUCUGCGAGAAUACAUACAAGUAUACUUAUAUGUAUAUAUUAUAGUAUGUAUAAUGUAUACCUAUUGUAUUAUAGACGUGCCUUUAACAUGCAUUGUAUUGCCGUA